Amyelois transitella is the source of this 2305-nucleotide messenger RNA. It is a transcript of the gene Snx21, whose product is annotated as sorting nexin-20. The transcript has 4 exons. Gene Ontology annotation, biological process: protein transport. Bases 134 to 898 code for a protein of 254 amino acids. Gene Ontology annotation, molecular function: phosphatidylinositol phosphate binding. The record is from RefSeq and is a predicted model, not a curated record. Gene Ontology annotation, cellular component: early endosome membrane. Lineage: Eukaryota; Metazoa; Arthropoda; Insecta; Lepidoptera; Pyralidae.
CGUCACCUGUCCUGUCAGUCAUUCUUUGAUAUUUUGAUGUUUAAUAGACUUAUUGCUUUUGUUUGUUUUUACGGAUAAAGAUUUUUAAAUAAAUUUGAACGCCCGUAAUAGUAAAUUAUUUUAUGAAACAAUCAUGUUAAAGUUUGAAAUAGUUUCGUCGAGAACUGUGGAAGGUGAUGAGAAGAAAUUUGUGGCAUACAUGAUGCAAGCAAGUCGGAACAACAAAGGAGUCAACGAAAUGUAUGAUACAGAUCCAGCGAAUGUAGAAAGGCGUUAUACCAAUUUUCUGGAAUUAUACAAUGGCUUGAGAAAGGAAUAUCCUUCAUUGCUUAGUGGUGUAUCGUUUCCUAGAAAGAUGAUGGUGGGUAAUUUUGAUCCAGAUUUGAUAUCAUCAAGAUGUUCUGCCUUUGAGUCAUUGCUAGAGCUGAUCGCAAGUGAAUCCCGAUUAAGAGAAUCUCCGGCAGCCAUAACAUUUUUUCAGGAUACUGAAUUAAAUGAGGCAAAAAGGCUCAUACAUGAAGAGAAGUAUGAUAAAGCCCUGUCUAUUUUAGAAACCAGUUUCAAACUAUUAAAUAAGGUGUACACAGACAGGUCUCGCGUUGUGCUCUGUGCUCUAUGCCGCAUCGUAGCCUGUGCGGGCGCCAGCGGCGGGGCGCUCGCGGGCCCCGUGGAGCGCUGGGCACAACUAGCGCUGCGCCGGUACGAAGCCGUCAGCGACAGCGAUCUUCUGCUCAUUUACAUUCCGUUGCUGCACACUUGUAUAUCUAUAUGGGAGACCCUAGGCAGAGAUAAAUCGAAACUAGUUGAGGAGUUAAAUGCUCUUCGCAAGAGAGGUAUGAAGGUGGAUUCAGUGGCCAGUCUCAUGGACGCUGUCGACGAGUUAAAUCCUACAGUAUAAUGUAGUUCUUUUAAGGAUAAAGCUUUAACUCUGCUUGCUUAAGGUAUGACCUGAUAUAAGAAAAAAAUUUCAAUAACGCGAUAAGUUUUUGAGACCUAGUAUUAUCUGUACUCUCUAUCAUAAAGGAUGUGCUCUGAAGUGAAUGUAGUAUUUAGAGAAUCUACUUGAUGUAGCAUAAUAUUGAAAGCAUAGCAUUGAAAAUGUCGGGAAAUGAGGGCUCCUGUUUUGUAAUUUACUAGAUUUUAUUCUUAUUAACAAUCGGAAUUCUGUAUCGGGACCUUAAAAGGACAGAAGAAAGAAUAAGGUUUUUAGAGAAUUUGUUUAUGUUUUAAAAAAGAUGAUAAAAACCACAAUCAGAGUAAUAUUUUGCGUUUGUGAUUCAAUUCUAUAAAAGGUAAAAAUUUUUGUAAUUAAUUACUUUUAAACGCGUUAAAAUCAUCAUAAUGAUUUUAGUUGCUUUUGGUAUGAAAGUGGUUCUAAAACAAAAAAUGCAACGUAAUAAUGAUCGCACACAUUGGCUUUUAAAAAAUAUAAAAUUGAAAUUGAAAGAAUUUGUCAAUUCAAUUAUAGAUCUGUGGAAUUUUUAAAUGUUAUUCAAACUUUUUAAGUCCAUGUAUUUUUACACGACAAAAUCAUAUCAGAGGUCAAUUUAUUGCUUUGUUUUAUAAUCUUCAAUCAACCUUUAAGUGAUGGGAUCUAGGAGAAAAUAAAAUUAGUGCUUUACUAGUCGUAAAAUUAAAUAAAAAUAAAAAGGUCACAAAUAUAAAAAUAUAAGCUUUUAUAUGUGUAUAUAAGGCACAUAAUGUAUAUUAUAUUCUGAGUUGGUCUUUUUCACCAAUAAAGGCGAAUCAAAGGAAAUAAUCUCAAUAUUAUAUAUUUCUCUCUUUGGAUAGGUAUAGCAUGAAUGAUAACAAUAAACAAUUAUUAAAUACAUGUACCUAUAGAGGUAGGCGUGUUUAUAUAGAUAAACACGCCUACCACUGUCGUUUGAAAUAAAUCUGAAUUCUAAUAGGGUUAUUAAGCGAACUAACAUUUUAUUAUAUGUGACACACGAAAUAUUUUCUUUCCACACAGUUGGACACACGUUAUUUAGUUUAGCUAGAUUUUAUAAAGGCUCAAUUGCAGCAAAAUUUAUCAACAACAUGUUUUUCUAUAAAAUCACAAAAAAUUUUAGACACAUUUUUCGACAUAACGACAAAAAAUUAUUUGCAACACAGGUAUGACUAAACCACUGCAAGCAUGAAAUGUCAGUUUCGAUAUUAAUGACAAGCGUAAUCUCAUUUAUUUGUUUACUUAUAAGAAAAACGUAUUAAUUAUAUUCGUUGAGAGAAAUGCAUUUUAGAAUUGCGUUGUAUAUCACAUAUUGUUUCACUUUAAAAUUGUAAAAAUUAUAAAAUGAUUUAAUUU